AUGCUCGCUGCGUUCAAACGCUGGACACGCUCCGACUCAAAGGACAAUAUGCACAUCCGCGUAAAGUGGGGGCACGACACCCUGCACAUCCCCCUCCCCUCACAAGACACGCCCCUUCGCCAGCUUCGCAAUGAUCUCGCCGAAUAUACCCAUCUUCCGCCCGACUCUUUCAAGCUUGUCCACGCAGGCGCGGUCAUGAAAGACGACAGCGCACCGAUUUCAGCAUACAAAAUUCACGAAAAUUCCCUCAUUGCUCUCAUUGGAGGCAAUACUACUCCUUCAGGUCCUCAGCGAUCCUCCGCCACUCCCGCUGCCGAACAAAACCCGUCCACCGUAAUCAAAGCUGAGCUCGAUCGCGUGCGUGCCUCUCUAGGGCCAUCCGUACAUGAGUUUGUACGCACCAUCUCCCCUGAUGUCCAACCUGCCGCCUCCGCUGCCCAGCUGCCGACGGUUACCUCUUCCGCACCCGCACCUAUCCCGGCGUCUGCCGCCCAGCCGACCACGUCAUCACCUCCAUUAGAAAGGACCCCCGCCCUCACUCAAGAACACACUCGUCUCUCAGAGCUCCUCCUACAGUCCCUUCUUAGGCUCGACGCAAUACGCGUCACUGACGACCCCGAGAUGCGCGCUGAGCGCAAGAGUGCAGUCCGUGAGGUGCAGAAAAUCCUCGAUACCCUCGACAGCGCUUGGGCUUCCGUGUCACGAUAACCUCGUACUCACACGCAUCCGAGAUAGCCACCGCCCC
Molecule: messenger RNA, 745 nt
Organism: Coniophora puteana RWD-64-598 SS2
Lineage: Eukaryota; Fungi; Basidiomycota; Agaricomycetes; Boletales; Coniophoraceae
Exons: 2
Coding region: 1-708 (235 amino acids)
Biological process (GO): protein stabilization
Cellular component (GO): cytosol; cytoplasm; membrane
Molecular function (GO): protein-folding chaperone binding; adenyl-nucleotide exchange factor activity
Source: RefSeq, a predicted model, not a curated record